CAUGAGAAUUCACACUGGAGAGAAGCCUUACACCUGCCAGCAUUGCGGAAAAAAGUUUUAUCAACAAGGAAACCUUAAAGUCCACAUAAGAAUUCACACUGGAGAGAAGCCCUACACCUGCCAACAAUGUGGAAAAAGUUUCAACAAGAAAGGGAACCUUAAAGUCCACAUGAGAAUCCACACAGGAGAGAACCCUUUCACCUGCCAGCAGUGUGGAGUAAGUUUCACUCAAAGAGGAAGCCUUAAAAUGCACAUGAGAAUCCACACAGGAGAGAGUCCUUUCACAUGCCAAGAGUGUGGAAAAGGUUUUAUUCGAAAAGGAAACCUUAGAAGCCACAUAAGAAUUCACAAUGGAGAGAAGCCUUACCCCUGCCCACAAUGUGGAAGGAGAUUUACACACAAACCCACCCUUAAUGUCCACAUGAGAACUCACACUGGAGAGAAGCCAUUUGUGUGUGCUCAGUGUGGAAAGAGUUUCCGGUAUCAUUUAAGCCUUAAUAACCAUAUGAGUACUCACUCCAGAGAGAGCUGUUUUAGAUGUCUGCAGUGUGGAGAGAGUUUCACAGACAGGAAACACCUCAAGAAUCAUUUAAUAACUCACACUGGAGAGAAACCUUACAGGUGCCAUCACUGUGGCAAAACGUUCAAAAACAAAUCAUCUCUUGAUAGCCACAUGAGAGUUCACACUGGAGAGAAGCCUUUCACCUGCCCU
This is a messenger RNA of Sinocyclocheilus rhinocerous, 712 nucleotides long. RefSeq names its product gastrula zinc finger protein XlCGF8.2DB-like. Gene Ontology annotation, biological process: regulation of transcription by RNA polymerase II. The record is from RefSeq and is a predicted model, not a curated record. Gene Ontology annotation, molecular function: RNA polymerase II cis-regulatory region sequence-specific DNA binding; DNA-binding transcription factor activity, RNA polymerase II-specific. NCBI's taxonomy places the organism in Eukaryota, Metazoa, Chordata, Actinopteri, Cypriniformes, Cyprinidae. The transcript has a single exon. The annotation marks the transcript as partial.